This is a messenger RNA of Mesocricetus auratus (golden hamster), 2365 nucleotides long. RefSeq names its product UDP-glucuronosyltransferase 2B17-like. The coding region runs from base 1 to 1596 and encodes 531 amino acids. Gene Ontology annotation, molecular function: UDP-glycosyltransferase activity. The transcript has 6 exons. Lineage: Eukaryota; Metazoa; Chordata; Mammalia; Rodentia; Cricetidae. The record is from RefSeq and is a predicted model, not a curated record.
AUGCCUGCACAGUGGAUGUCUCUUCUGCUGCUCCUAUUGCAGAUGACUUGCUACUUCAGAUCUGGGAAUUGUGGGAAGGUGUUGGUAUGGCCAACGGAAUACAGUCACUGGCUGAAUCUAAACAUAAUACUGGAUGAACUUACAGAGAGGGGUCAUGAAGUGACUGUACUGAGACCUUCAGCCUCCAUCUUUCUUGAUCCCGAAAAGUCACCUGACCUGAAGUUUGAGAGUUUUCCUACAUCUCUCCGUAAAGAUGAUCUAGAUUUAGUUUUCCUAAAGGUUGUGAAUAUAUGGAUUUAUGAGUUACCAAGAGAUACAUGUUUAUCAUACUGGCCUUUACUAGACAAUUUGUUUGAGGAGUAUUCUAUUAGUUACCUAAGCCUUUGUAAAGAAACAGUUUCAAACAAACAGCUGAUGACAAAACUACAGAAAUCCAAGUUUGAUGUCCUUGUCUCGGAUGCCAUUGCUCCCUGUGGGGAGCUGAUAGCUGAACUGCUCCAAAUCCCUUUUCUUUACACUCUUCGCUUUACUCCUGGCUUCAAAGUAGAAAAGAACAGUGGAGGAUUUAUAGUCCCUCCCUCUUAUGUACCUAUAAUUUUGUCAGGAUUAGGAGGUCAAAUGACAUUCAUGGAGAGGGUAAGAAAUAUGAUAUGUAUGCUUUAUUUUGACUUUUGGUUCCAGUCACUAAAUGAGAAGAAAUGGGAUCAAUUUUACAGUGAAACUUUGGGAAGGCACACUACUUUAGCUGAGACAAUAGGCAAAGCAGAAAUGUGGCUCAUUCGCUCCUACUGGGAUUUGGAGUUUCCUCGCCCAACCUUACCAAAUGUUGACUAUGUAGGAGGACUCCACUGCAAACCUGCUAAACCCUUGCCUAAGGAAAUGGAAGACUUUGUCCAGAGUUCUGGAGAGCAUGGUGUUGUGGUGUUUUCUCUGGGGUCAAUGGUCAGCAACAUGACAGAAGCAAAGGCCAACACAGUUGCAUGGGCCCUUGCCCAGAUUCCACAAAAGGUUCUUUGGAGAUUUGAAGGCAAAACACCAGAUACCUUGGGACCCAAUACCAGAAUCUACAAAUGGCUCCCUCAGAAUGACCUUCUUGGUCAUCCAAAAACCAAAGCCUUUGUAACUCAUGGUGGAGCUAAUGGCAUCUAUGAAGCAAUUCAUUUUGGAAUCCCUAUGAUUGGGAUUCCUUUGUUUGGAGAACAACAUGAUAACAUUGCCCACAUGGUGGCCAAAGGAGCAGCUGUUGCAUUAAAUUUCAGAACAAUGACAAGAUUAGACUUGCUCAAUGCACUGGAGGCAGUUAUAGAUAAUCCUUCCUAUAAAGAGAAUGCUAUGUGGUUAUCAACCAUUCACAAUGACCAGCCCAUGAAGCCUCUGGACAGAGCCAUCUUCUGGAUUGAGUUUGUCAUGCGUCACAAAGGGGCCAAGCAUCUGAGGCCUCUUGCAUACAACCUCACUUGGUACCAGUACUACUCUCUGGAUGUGAUUGGAUUCCUACUGGCCUGUGUAGCAGUCAUAACUUUCCUUGCUGUAAAAUCCAGCUUAUUCAUUUAUCAAAAGUUGCUAAAGAUGGGAAAGAAGAUGAAGAACGAGUAGAGCUCUUUGAGAAUGUACUACAUAAACUAAAUUUCAGCAUUAUUCUAAUUUACAAACCAUCUUCUAAACAUUCAUUGAUUAAUUGAUCAAAGAAUAUAUUCUUUGGAUGGAGGAAAGGCAAGGAGGAAUAAUAAAAUUAUAUUACAGUCUCAAAAAUGAAAGACAUAAUAAAAAGAAAAAGGAUAAACUAGCUGUAAGGAACAAUCUAGUUAACAGAGUUUCUUCCCUGUAACUGUCUCAGUCCUGUUUCCUGAUUCCUUCCUUUAACUGCUGACCUAUAUUUCCUCAAAAGUGUACAGAGAGCUAUGGUAUGAAAUAAAUCCUUACCUUAAAACUCAAACAAAGGGGGGUCCUGGAUCUGGGUCAGGGCAGGCAAAGCCAGUCAUAAAUUCUAUUACAGUACCAAAGUACAGAUCAUAUUUUGGGAGACCAUAAGAUAGUGUGUCAUAAAACCACAAUCUGUGGCCAUUUAAUCAAGUUAAGUAUGUUAUAAUUGAUAAAAGUAUUUUGAUUUAACAUUGGACAUUGCAUUUUAACAGAUUUUGAAAGUAAACAAGCUAUUAGACCAAUGUGUCUAGAGCUAACUGAUGAAUUUUGUUGAAUCAUGUUAAUAGAUACUAACCUUUAGAAUACCACCCUAGAGGUGCGAUAAGAUUUAAUACCUGGCCGGGCGGUGGUGGCGCACACGUUUAACCCCAGCACUCGGGAGGCAGAGGCAAGCAGAUCUCUAUGAGUUCGAGGCCGGGUUGGACCGACAGCCUCCAAAACA